CGGAGUAUACACGCAUACACCACACGACAAGAGCAGAAGAAGGAAAGGCGCUAGGGUUUUGCUCUCCCUCAUCCGUCGCGCCAUCACCGCCAAACCCAGCUCGACGACGCUGCGUCGCCGCCAAUCCCAGCCAACACUUGAACGAGAGCGACAGGUAUGGCGGAUCGGUUGACGCGUAUUGCGAUCGUGAGCUCCGACAGAUGCAAGCCCAAGAAGUGUCGUCAAGAGUGCAAGAAAAGCUGCCCUGUCGUCAAAACUGGUAAACUGUGUAUCGAGGUUACUCCUGCAUCUAAGAUUGCUUUCAUAUCUGAGGAGCUCUGCAUUGGUUGUGGUAUCUGUGUUAAGAAAUGCCCAUUUGAAGCAAUUCAGAUUAUUAACCUGCCCAAAGAUUUGGACAAAGAUACCACCCAUCGUUAUGGCCCGAACACAUUCAAAUUGCACAGGUUACCGGUCCCAAGGCCGGGUCAAGUUUUGGGGCUGGUUGGGACCAACGGUAUUGGGAAAUCCACUGCCCUCAAAGUUUUGGCCGGAAAACUCAAACCAAAUUUGGGGCGUUUCAACAAUCCUCCGGACUGGCAAGAAAUCUUGACCUACUUCCGAGGAUCUGAGCUGCAAAAUUAUUUUACUCGCAUCCUCGAAGAUAAUUUGAAGGCUAUCAUAAAGCCUCAGUAUGUUGAUCACAUCCCAAAAGCAGUUCAAGGCAAUGUGGGCCAGGUGCUCGACCAAAAAGAUGAGAGAGAAGUGAAGAGUGAACUCUGCGCUGAUCUUGAGCUAAACCAGGUUAUAGAUCGUAAUGUUGGAGACCUAUCUGGUGGAGAGCUUCAGAGAUUUGCUAUUGCUGUCGUUGCCAUACAAAAUGCUGAGAUAUAUAUGUUUGAUGAGCCUUCCAGUUAUCUUGACGUCAAACAAAGGCUUAAAGCAGCCCAAGUUAUCCGAUCCUUGCUCAGGCCUAACAGCUAUGUAAUUGUUGUUGAGCAUGACCUGAGUGUGCUAGAUUAUUUGUCGGACUUCAUCUGCUGUUUAUAUGGGAAACCGGGUGCUUAUGGAGUUGUCACACUUCCCUUCUCAGUUAGAGAGGGAAUCAAUAUCUUCUUGGCUGGAUUUGUGCCCACUGAAAAUCUUCGGUUCCGAGAUGAAUCUCUUACUUUCAAGGUUGCCGAGACUCCACAAGAGAGUGCAGAAGAAAUCGAGACAUAUGCACGGUACAAAUAUCCAACCAUGUCUAAAACUCAGGGGAAUUUUAAGCUUCGCGUGCUUGAGGGCGAAUUCACCGAUUCACAGAUUAUUGUGAUGCUGGGUGAAAAUGGGACAGGGAAGACAACGUUUAUUCGUAUGCUGGCUGGUUUGUUGAAACCUGAUUUAGUAGAAGGUUCAGAUGUGGAGAUACCCGAGUUUAAUGUUUCUUACAAGCCUCAGAAAAUUAGUCCCAAGUUUCAAUUCACAGUCCGACACUUGCUGCAUCAGAAAAUACGUGAUUCAUACACACAUCCCCAAUUUGUAUCAGAUGUGAUGAAGCCUCUUCUUAUAGAGCAGUUAAUGGAUCAAGAAGUUAUGAAUCUUUCGGGAGGAGAGCUGCAAAGAGUUGCAUUGUGUCUGUGCCUUGGAAAGGUAAUUUUUGUAAUUGUAGUAUACCUAAUGCGAAAUUCGGUUUUUUUAUUCAUGCAGCCUGCUGAUAUUUAUCUAAUCGAUGAACCUAGUGCUUAUCUCGACUCUGAGCAACGAAUUGUUGCUUCAAAGGUCAUAAAGAGGUUUAUACUCCACGCAAAGAAAACAGCUUUUGUGGUUGAGCACGAUUUUAUCAUGGCAACUUAUCUGGCAGAUAGAGUUAUUGUGUACGAGGGGAGGCCAUCGAUUGAUUGUACGGCCAAUUCUCCACAAUCGUUGUUGACUGGGAUGAAUCUCUUUUUAUCUCAUCUGGACAUCACGUUUAGACGGGAUCCAACUAAUUUCCGCCCCAGAAUCAACAAACUCGAGUCAACCAAAGACAGGGAGCAGAAAUCUGCUGGAUCCUAUUAUUACCUAGAUGAUUAAGAUGGUCAUUUUCAGUUGCAUAUACUGCGAAUCAAGAUGGACAUUGAUGAGAGUGAUGGUGGGGAUCCGACAUGAGUUGACGGUGGACCACGCAUAAGUCUUUUCUGUUGCUUUAACGAGUACGCGGAUUGCAAUUUUCUGAUGCUUCCGCAUUGUUAAAGAACUUUUGCUCAAGUGCUUUCUGUUCUCUGGUUUUGAUAUGAUAUUUUAGGUGAAAUAAUCUUUAGUUUUAUUGUCUUCUUUACCAUCAAAACGAAGAUAUUGACGUCAACUCAGAGCUUUGUAAUUUUGAGGGAUAUAUAUAUAUUUUCUUUUUAGGAA
Molecule: messenger RNA, 2352 nt
Organism: Morus notabilis
Lineage: Eukaryota; Viridiplantae; Streptophyta; Magnoliopsida; Rosales; Moraceae
Product: ABC transporter E family member 2
Exons: 13
Coding region: 157-2031 (624 amino acids)
Biological process (GO): ribosomal subunit export from nucleus; translational initiation; translational termination
Molecular function (GO): ATP binding; iron ion binding; ribosomal small subunit binding
Source: RefSeq, a predicted model, not a curated record